AAAUUGACAGUGGUGUGUUGUUGUGGACCUGUGCGAAGAGUGCUUAGCGCACUAUUAGACAUAUGGGACCCAUCAUCAUCACUCCCUCCACCACCUAAACUAACUCUCCCUCCUUUUUCUUUCCUGUCCUAUGCUAAUGCUAUACACUUUCUCCUCCUUCAAUACCUAUCUCUGUGAAACCUGAAAACUUACUUACAAAUCUUUAAGGCCUUCUCUUGAAUUUCGAAAAUAUCCUACUUGUCUCUCUUUCCUUAAUUUUCUUGUUUCUUGAGUAAUAUGGAAGCUGGUCUUGCUUUGCUUGGUACUGGUGGUGGGGGUGGUGGUGGUAGUGGUUCUUCUGGGGUUUCAACAAAUGAGUCUGCUGUGUCAAAGGUGGAGGUGGUGGUGGAUGCUGAGGGUAGUUCAUAUCCAGUUGAGGCUGAGCUAGAGUUGGGUUUAGGACUGAGUAUUGGUGGCAGUGGUGGUGGUGGUGGUGGUGGUGGAGGGAAGGGUAAGGCAAAUGCAUGGGGCGAGUGUGGGAGAAUCUUGACUGCUAAAGAUUUUCCUUCCGUUGUAUCUCAGCCAAUUAGAUGCAAUAAUAAUAGCAAUAAAGGUACAGCUACCGCUUGUGUUGCUGGUGCUGUUUCUGGAACUAAGAGAGCUGCUGACUCUGUUUCACACGAGGGUGGAUCCCCUACUGCUGCCAGUCAGAUUGUGGGGUGGCCACCUGUAAGAACUUAUAGGAUUAAUAGCUUGGUGAACCAAGCCAAGGCUUCAAGAUCUGAAGAAGAUAAGUCAGUGGUUGAACAAGACAAAUCGAAGGAUGCUUCGAAGAAGAUUUGCAAUGGUAGCAAGACUAAUGCUACUAACAAUGAGAAAGGGCACCUUGGAUUUGUCAAAGUGAAUAUGGAUGGGAUUCCAAUUGGAAGGAAGGUUGAUUUGAAUGCUCAUGCUUCCUACGAGACACUUGCACAGACGUUGGAGGAUAUGUUUUUCCGGUCCACGCCGUCCAUCAAUUCAACUGGAGGUGAGAAGCAACAAUCGACAAAGCCGUCUAAGCUUUUGGAUGGCUCAUCUGAGUUUGUGCUCACUUAUGAAGAUAAAGAAGGGGACUGGAUGCUUGUUGGAGAUGUUCCAUGGGGGAUGUUCCUUACCUCAGUUAAAAGGCUCCGAAUCAUGAGAACAUCUGAAGCUAAUGGACUCGCCCCAAGAUUCCAAGAAAGGACUGGAAGACAAAGAAGAAAGCCCAUUUAGGAUAUAUCACUGCUGUCCUCUCAAUUUAAACUCCAGAAAGAUGAAACUCACAGUUUGAAAACAAAGACAAAGUAGAAAAAAAAAAAAAAUUGAUCGAGUCAGAAUGGUCUGUUAAGAUUGCAAUUUCUCACUGGUUUCUAGUUUUUUCUUCUUUUUUUUUCCGCUUGACCAUUAUCUGGUUGUUGCGGGUUUUUCUAUAUUUUUGUAGGCGAUUUUCAUUUUAGUUUUCUUUCUCUCAUAUAUUGUGCAGCCAUACAGGCUUUUGCACAUUUGACUGCUGCUUUCUCAUACUGUAAAUAUGGGAGUAGUUGAUAUUUAGAGUGGAGCUUGCUGCAAUCUAGUGAACUCAAUUUUAAAGGUUUUGUGUGGUUUUGAUGUUUGAA
This is a messenger RNA of Ricinus communis (castor bean), 1616 nucleotides long. RefSeq names its product auxin-responsive protein IAA13. Gene Ontology annotation, biological process: regulation of DNA-templated transcription. Bases 277 to 1233 code for a protein of 318 amino acids. The record is from RefSeq and is a predicted model, not a curated record. Gene Ontology annotation, molecular function: protein binding. Gene Ontology annotation, cellular component: nucleus. The transcript is spliced from 5 exons. NCBI's taxonomy places the organism in Eukaryota, Viridiplantae, Streptophyta, Magnoliopsida, Malpighiales, Euphorbiaceae.